CGUCAGUUUUGACAGUUAUGUUGCGCUGGCAAACGUCCACGUCCUGUUUCGGUCAGCGUUUGGAAUUUUUGCUGCCCUAGUUCGAAACAUAUUUCCCAUUAAUUCCGUGAUUGAAGCUGUUCUCUGAAACGAUCAUGACAAUUUAGGUUAGAUCCGUUCCGUCGGUUCCGUUAGUGUUGUGGUGUGCGAAGUAGUGAAACGAAACAAUUCACGGAAAACGUUUUUCAAGAACACUGAAAAUGGCUGCAAGCCACUUGGUCACUUUUGUGCUGAUUGCGGCAGGAAUUCUCCGUUGUUCUUCGGCACAUGGCUGGGGAGCGGACGAUAUGGAAGUGUUUGAUCUGGUCGAAGAGGUCAACGAGAACUUUUACACCAUGAUGCAGAUCAAUCAGAAUGCAACUAAUCAAGAGAUAAAACGUGCAUUCCGAACACUUUCGGUGGUGCUUCAUCCGGACAAGAACGACGCCGAAGAUGCCAAUAUUAAGUUUCGAAAUUUGGUGUCCGUUUACGAGGUUUUGAAGGAUCCGGGCAAAAGGGAAAAGUACGAUCGAGUACUGAAGGAUGGACUACCGAACUGGAAGUCGGCACUGUAUUACUAUCGGCGCGUGCGGAAGGUUGGACUGGCGGAAGGUGCCGCUAUCCUGCUGAUCGUGGCAACCGUAAUGCAGUAUUUCAUUGCAUGGGCAGCUUAUGCGGAAAAGAAGUACACUGCUGAACAAAUUUUGGGAAGCAAGUUGAAGAAAUGGCAAAAACGGAACAAAACGAAUGUCGAUAUCGACAUGAUAUUGAAACAAAUUCCGACACCGAGCAUAUGGAAUCUGCUUCCGUUCCAGAUUCCGUUGGGUAUUUGGCGAACGGUAAUCGGAAUGCCCGGAGCGGUAAAAUCGGCCAUGCAUUUCUAUGCUGAACAGAAACGGCUGGAGGAAGAGCGCAAGUUGAAAGAAAAGGAAGAGGAGGAACUCCAGCGAAAACUGGAAGAGGAACGUGCUCGCGAGAAGGAAAAUAAUAAACUCCGUCGACGGAAUAGGAAAUUCGUUGCACCGGAACGAACGGACGAAGAACUGGCCGGAUACAGUCAGAGCAUAAUCAGUCAGAAAGAAAAACAACAGAAAGCGGAAAACGAUGCGAAAAAUCGAGCGGCAGCUGCCGUCAAACCCGCGGCCAGUGGUGGCCUGUGGACCGAGGAUGAUCUUGCCGAGUUGGUACGUCUGGUGAAAAAGUAUCCCGGCGGAACGACCGACCGGUGGGAGAUCAUAGCGGAGAUGAUGGGUCGGUCGGUCACGGAGGUAACCUACAUGGCAGCUAAAAUGAAGGAAAGUGGAUAUAAGGUAGCCGGACAGACCGAGAGUGUGGCGGAGGCAAUUGUUCAGGAGGCUGGCAAACAGAAGGUAAAAACGAAAAAGACUGAACCGGACCUGGAUGAAGCUGAGAUAACGACCAACUGGAGCCAGACCCAGCAGGCGGCUUUGGAGACUGCCAUCCAGAAGUAUCCGAAAAGUGCUUCGGUCGAUCGUUGGCAGAAGAUUGCUAACAGUGUGCCCGGCAAAACGAAGGAGGAGUGUAUGGCACGAUACAAGUAUCUGGUGGAAUUGGUCAAAAAGCAGAAGGAAAAGGAAAAGGAACCGGUAGACGCUCAGGUAGAGGAAUGUUCGGUGGACGAACGUAGUAAUGAAACUGCUGACCUCAAACCUAAGGUAAACAAAAACCGAACAGAGUGUGAACAGGACAUCCUAGUAGGCAACGAUGAAGAUGCUAGCACAACUGACAAUUGCAAGGCGGCAACAGGCGGAAAGGCUAAAAAUAAGCGUCGGGAGCGAAAAAAAGCCAUUGAAUAUUACAGUUACGAGGAUUCCGAUGGCGAGAGUGGUACGGAGGAAAUGUAGUUGAACCCGUGAACUGUUGCUGUUGCUAUCGCGUUUAAGUUAUAAUUGGUAUCGCAUAUGGGUGAUUUCGAAUUAAAUAAUGCACAAAUAA
Molecule: messenger RNA, 1974 nt
Organism: Malaya genurostris
Lineage: Eukaryota; Metazoa; Arthropoda; Insecta; Diptera; Culicidae
Exons: 4
Coding region: 240-1883 (547 amino acids)
Cellular component (GO): endomembrane system
Source: RefSeq, a predicted model, not a curated record